Molecule: messenger RNA, 2320 nt
Organism: Rhea pennata
Lineage: Eukaryota; Metazoa; Chordata; Aves; Rheiformes; Rheidae
Gene: SLCO4A1
Product: solute carrier organic anion transporter family member 4A1
Exons: 11
Coding region: 1-2190 (729 amino acids)
Biological process (GO): transmembrane transport; sodium-independent organic anion transport
Cellular component (GO): plasma membrane
Molecular function (GO): thyroid hormone transmembrane transporter activity; protein binding
Source: RefSeq, a predicted model, not a curated record
AUGCCCCAUAACUUAACCGGAGAGAAUGGCUUCCCUUUCGCUCAGACACUCGUGUUUGCCAGUCCACCUGCUCCAGUUGAGAACGGCUUGAGUUUUGACGCGCCGAGCCCCAAGGACGCCUGUGACACACCGCUAAGCAACGGCACUUCGUAUUCCAGCGCCAGCAGCCCUUCGGACUCGUGCGCGAAGCCCCUGUGCAGCGCAGCCCCGGGAGAGAAAGCGCAGUACGACGAAGGGAUCAAAUAUGUGUCCACAGAGGAGGAGGAACUUGCGUGCGGGUGGGGGGCCUUCACGCCCGGGUGUCUGCAGUUCUUCAACACACCCAAGGGCAUCCUGUUUUUCCUCUGCGUGGCGUCCUUCUUGCAAGGAAUGACGGUGAACGGCUUCAUCAACACCGUCAUCACCUCCAUCGAGCGGCGCUUUGAUCUCCGCAGCUACCAGAGCGGGCUGAUCGCCAGCUCCUACGACAUCGCGGCCUGCAUCUGCCUCACCUUCGUCAGCUACUUUGGGGGCAAUGGCCACAAGCCGCGGUGGCUAGGCUGGGGCGUGCUGGUCAUGGGCCUCGGCUCCCUGCUCUUCGCCUUGCCCCACUUCACCACGGGCCGCUACAAGGUGCAUUUCUCGGAGGACGUUGGCCUGUGCUCCUCUAACCAGAGCCUGGCCUGCAUGGAGGCAGUCUCCAGCCUCACGAACUACAGGUUUGUCUUCAUGCUCGGGCAGUUCCUCCACGGCAUCGGAGCCACUCCGCUCUACACUCUUGGCGUGACCUAUCUGGAUGAAAAUGUCAAGACUAACUACUCCCCCGUGUACAUUGCUGUUUUCUACACUGCUGCAAUCCUUGGGCCUGCAGCGGGUUAUCUGGUAGGAGGAAUGUUUCUAAAUAUUUAUACUGAAAUUGGCAGAGAGAUCGACAUCACCCCAGAAAACACGCUCUGGGUGGGGGCAUGGUGGAUCGGCUUCCUUGGGGCAGGAGCAGCCUCCCUGCUCAUCUCCAUCCCCAUACUGGGUUACCCUCACCGCCUCCCAGGAUCCCAGCGCUAUAUCGUUAUGAGGGUGUCGGAGGCCCAUCAGCUGAAGGACGGGAGCCACAAAAAAGCAUCAGAUCCUGACUUUGGCAAAACAGUCAAAGAUCUGCCCCGGUCAGUGCUGCUGCUUCUAAAGAAUCCCACCUUCAUCUUCCUCUGCUUAGCGGGAGCCACCGAAGCCACCCUCAUUGCUGGCAUGUCCACAUUUGGACCCAAGUUCCUGGAGUCUCAGUUUAGCUUAAGUGCCUCUGAAGCUGCUACCUUUUUCGGUUAUCUUGUCGUGCCGGCUGGAGGGGGAGGCACAUUCCUGGGAGGAUUUCUUGUGAAUAAAUUUAAACUUCGCUGCUCAGGAAUCAUCAAAUUGUGUUUACUUUGCACAGUGUCGAGUCUGCUGGCUAUUUUCAUCUUUUUUAUUCACUGUCCUAACAUGCCUAUGGCAGGAGUAACCCAGAUGUAUGGGGGAAGCGCUUUGCCGGGAGGCCGCCUCAACCUGUCGGCGGCGUGCAACGCGGAGUGCGGCUGCCCGCGGGAGACCUACAGCCCCGUCUGCGGGAGCGAUGGCGUUAUGUAUUACUCUCCCUGCCACGCAGGAUGCAAAGCCUCCAGAAAGCUCAAGAGCGGCAAGAAGGUCUAUGGUGAGUGCAGCUGCGUUGCCGAGAGCCACCGCUCCAGCCCCGGCGAGGCUGAGCUGGGGAAAUGCACCUCCUCUUGUGCAAAGAGGCCCCUGCUCCUCCUCUUCAUGUUUGUCGUGAUCCUCUUCACCUUCCUAAGCAGUAUUCCCGCUCUGACAGCAACUCUGCGGUGUGUCUCCGACAGGCAAAGGUCGUUUGCGCUCGGGAUCCAGUGGAUUGUAGUACGAACUCUAGGAGGCAUUCCCGGCCCCAUCGCCUUUGGGUCGAUGAUUGAUAAAUCGUGCCUCCUUUGGCAGGACCAGUGCGGUGAACAAGGUUCUUGCUACGUUUACCAGAACUCAGCCAUGAGCCAGUACACCCUGAUUGCUGGACUCGUCUACAAGGUGCUGGGAACCGCCUUCUUUAUAGUCGCCUGUUUACUUUACAAACCGCCACCGGCAGAAUCCGCUCCGGGAAGCUCAGGCACGUCUGAAAAUGGCAACUGUGACCUCCAGAAAAGCAAACCUUCGCUCCAGACUGAAGAGGAUAUAUAGCACUAUAAACGUGCAAGUGACUGUAUCUUUUGGUCUCAAAAAUACUAUGACAAGACAUUAUUCAGAUCCUAGAAUUUUUUAAUUAAUAGUAAUAUUAAUGCUUUUUUAGCUCAAAAAGGGUAAUUUAAUU